ACACUAUACAACAGUAUACACUAUACAUAUACAAUAAGAUUGAAAGUUAAAACUAAAUAGUCACCCAAACUUUGUGUUUUUGUACUUACAAACAUUUUAAUUUUAUUAUAUAAUUAUCGAUAUUACCUAUUACUAUUAUAGAAAGUUGUGUAUCAAUAAACACCGUUUGGUUUCAUAUUUAAAUCGAAUUACUAUUACAAUUUACAGUUAUAGUUUUGACUAUCGUGCUACUUUUAAUUUUCUUCAUUCUAUGCUCCAUUGUUCCUACAUCAUAUUAUAAUUACUUAAUUAUAUAUGCCAAAACCACCGUAUCGAGUAGAACAAAUAUUUUAUACAUUCAUUUUUAGAGGCAAACAUGUCUGAAUAUGAUGAUGAGGAUAUGGAAUACUCCGAUCAGGAUGACUAUGAAGAUUAUUACAAUGCCGAUCGUGAUGUAAUGAGUCCACCACACAAUCCUGAUGCUGAAUAUUUUCCUGUUCAAUGCCUCUCUGUUGACGAAGUUGAAAAAUUUUUGAAUGAGCUUGUUGAACAAUUGUGUACUAGCAUACAUGUUACACCGUCAAUGUCCAAAGUUUUACUUUAUGAAAACAAAUGGGCUGUUCAAGAAGUAUUAUGGAAGUAUAAUGAAGAUGCUGAUAAGCUUUUUGUUGCAUCCAGAAUGAAAACAUUACACCCAGUAUCGGUUAAAACAAAAAGAGAUAAAUUUGUUUGUCCAGUAUGUGUGGGGCCCGUAGCCGAAGAAUUAGGGAUUACUAGUUUGGCUUGUGGACAUUGUUAUUGUGAUAACUGUUGGCGUUGUCAUUUUGAAAAUAAAAUCAAACAAGGUGUAAGCACAGAACUUUCUUGCAUGGCAUUAAACUGUGAGUUAUUAGUUCCAGAAGAAAUAGUUUUAUCGACAGUUAAUAAACCAAUUUUAAGAAAAAAAUAUCAACAGUUUGCAUUCCGUGAGUAUAUUAAAUCCCAUCCAUUGCUACGCUUUUGUCCGGGAGCUAACUGCAAUGCAGUCAUAAAAUCUAAAGAAUCUCUUGCCAAAAAAGCUAUAUGUACUCAGUGUGAAACUUCAUUUUGUUUCAAAUGCGGAAAUGAUUAUCAUGCGCCUACAGAUUGUGCCACUAUUAAAAAAUGGAUUACCAAAUGUGCCGAUGAUAGUGAGACAUCAAAUUACAUUGCAGCUAACACCAAAGAUUGUCCUAAAUGUAAUAUUUUUAUUGAAAAAAAUGGUGGCUGUAAUCAUAUGCAGUGUUUAAGUUGUAAAUUUGAUUUUUGCUGGAUGUGUAUGGGAGAUUGGAAAGCACAUGGCACUGAGUAUUAUGAUUGUUCUAAAUAUAGAGAAAACCCUCAGAAUGGUUCAGAAUCUGCAAGAGCUCGUGAAGCAUUAAAAAAAUAUCUCCAUUACUAUGAACGUUGGGAAAAUCAUUCUAAAAGUUUGCAAUUGGAGAAACAAACGCUUGAUAAAAUCAAAGAAAGGAUAAAUAGUAAAGUGAUGACAAGUAAAGGUACCUGGAUUGAUUGGCAGUAUCUAUUGGAUUCUGCUGCUCUACUAGCCAAAUGCCGGUACACUCUUCAAUAUACUUAUCCAUAUGCAUAUUAUAUGGAUAAUGGACCAAAGAAGGAACUUUUUGAAUAUCAACAAGCCAAACUGGAAGCUGAAAUUGAAAAUUUAUCAUGGAAAAUAGAAAGAGCAGAAACUACCGAUAGAGGUGAUCUAGAAAAUCAGAUGGAUAUAGCUGAGAAAAGAAGAGCUACUAUGCUUCAAGAUUUCUUCCACAUUUAACUAAAUAAUUUUACGUUUUAUUAUUUGAUUGUAAAAUUAUCCUAAAUAUGUUUUCUUUUAUAUAAGUAAGUACAUUUUCUUUCAUUAUUUCAAGAAACUUCUGUAACAUGUAUAUUAAGAUACUUUUAAUUAAACAAUAACUUGGAAGUAUUUAAAUAAUGUGUAAAAUAAAUUAAUUUUAAAA
Molecule: messenger RNA, 1958 nt
Organism: Diuraphis noxia (Russian wheat aphid)
Lineage: Eukaryota; Metazoa; Arthropoda; Insecta; Hemiptera; Aphididae
Gene: ari-2
Product: E3 ubiquitin-protein ligase ari-2
Biological process (GO): protein ubiquitination
Molecular function (GO): zinc ion binding; ubiquitin-protein transferase activity
Source: RefSeq, a predicted model, not a curated record